This is a messenger RNA of Bradysia coprophila, 959 nucleotides long. RefSeq names its product tRNA splicing endonuclease subunit 34 (gene Tsen34). Gene Ontology annotation, cellular component: tRNA-intron endonuclease complex. Gene Ontology annotation, molecular function: tRNA-intron lyase activity; nucleic acid binding. Lineage: Eukaryota; Metazoa; Arthropoda; Insecta; Diptera; Sciaridae. Gene Ontology annotation, biological process: tRNA-type intron splice site recognition and cleavage; tRNA splicing, via endonucleolytic cleavage and ligation. The record is from RefSeq and is a predicted model, not a curated record.
CGCUGAAAUGACAGACGUCAAAGUUGCAUGCGUUUGUUUACAUUUGGAAAAACAAAAGAAUAUUAUUUUAUCAGUGAAAGACGAUGUCGGAAUCGUCAACAAUAACUGUUACAUUUAUCAACAAUGCUGGUUUCAUUUUCAAUGGACAAGACUACAUGACACUUCGCAAGACUUACCGAAUAAUAGGAAAUUUGGUUGGCUCGUCGUUGAUAAGCUCUCGCAACUUUAGUCACAAAGGUCUUCCUGUACUAUUAAGUCAUCUCGAACUGCAGCUCCUGCUCGAAAAAAAUAUCAUCUCCCUUCUGUCGAAGAAAGGCCUAUCAGCUCAACCAACGGAAGAGCAACAAUUGCAAUUUAAAAAUUUCCAAUCCAGUCAUUUGGCUGGUCAGCAUGAAGUGCUACGCGACAAUAAACUCAAUGAGAGCCGAAAGUACAUUGGCGAUAUUAUGCGAGGAAAAGAGAAGAAAUUGCUGAAAGCGGGCGUGAAGAAAGAGGACAUUCAUCUGAACGAAGAAGAUGUUCUGAAGGACAUACGCGAUUCGUAUGAUUUCAGUGAUGACAACGCGUUAAUUCAAAUACCAACGGAGCAUCCAUUUGAUGUCGAAUCCGAACGUAUCACCCUUACCGCCGACAGUACAUUUAAAUACCGAGUCUUCAAAGACCUGUGGGAACGCGGUGGAACUAUCACAUCAGGUGAAUCAUUCGGUGGCGACUUUCUGGUCUAUCCCGGCGAUCCAUUGUACUUUCAUGCGUCGCACAUAGUCCAUGUCGUGGAGAGUAGUAACAUUUCCCCGGUCACGAUGAUGUCAUGCGGUCGACUCGCUGUCAAUGUGAACAAACAGUGUCUGUUCGCUGUGUUGGACGUUGAUCGAGACGAAAUUUGUUACUUGAAUAUGUCGUGGGAAGGGAAUAAGUCGGCGAGACUGAUGGAAAAUAAAGGCAUCGAGAACAGUUGACAA